AUGUUCAUCUCAUCAAGGGUAGUCUGGCGCGUCACUGCCGUGAAGAUUAUACGCGAUGAGUCCGUCUCGUUCAUCAUCGCCAGCUCUUCCAAGCUAGCACACUGGCUUCGGUAUGGAAAGACCAAGCUGAUAAAGCCCGAGCUGAUGGAGGCUGCAAGUCUCAAGUCUGACUUUUCAGGGCGUGAAGCUCUGCCUUUUAGCGCAUGGUGCACGACAGCCAAUGUUGACUACAGCGUAGAAGAAGAUAAAGGUGUGGCAAUUCCAAUCGGCAGGCCCAUAGAGAACUGUGGUGUUGUCGUUGUGGACAAGGGCUUGAAGCCAGUACCGAGCGGUGCCUCGGGAGAGAUUGCCGUGACGGGUGCUGGCGUUGCAAACGGCUAA
Messenger RNA from Parastagonospora nodorum SN15, 381 nucleotides. RefSeq lists its product as hypothetical. The transcript is spliced from 3 exons. The record is from RefSeq and is a predicted model, not a curated record. NCBI's taxonomy places the organism in Eukaryota, Fungi, Ascomycota, Dothideomycetes, Pleosporales, Phaeosphaeriaceae. The coding region runs from base 1 to 381 and encodes 126 amino acids.